UCCGCGCCGGGUCCGCCUCUGACUGCGGCGCGGCGGGGCGAUGUGCGAGUACCAUGGCGAGGAGCCUCUGUCCGGGGGCCUGGCUGAGGAAACCCCGCUACCUCCAGGCUCGAUUCUCAUAUGUGCGGAUGAAGUAUCUCUUCUUUUCCUGGCUGGCUGUUUUCGUUGGGAGCUGGAUUAUAUAUGUGCAGUACUCUACCUAUACAGAACUAUGCAGAGGAAAGGACUGUAAGAAAAUAAUAUGUGACAAGUACAAGACUGGAGUUAUUGAUGGGCCUGCAUGUAACAGUCUCUGUGUGACGGAAACACUUUACUUUGGAAAAUGCUUAUCCACCAAGCCCAACAAUCAGAUGUAUUUAGGGAUUUGGGAUAAUUUACCAGGUGUUGUGAAAUGCCAAAUGGAACAAGCACUUCAUCUUGAUUUUGGAACUGAAUUGGAGCCAAGAAAAGAAAUAGUGCUAUUUGAUAAGCCAACUAGGGGAACUACUGUACAGAAAUUCAAAGAAAUGGUCUACAGUCUCUUUAAGGCAAAAUUGGGUGACCAAGGAAACCUCUCAGAACUAGUGAACCUCAUUUUGACGGUGGCUGAUGGAGACAAAGAUGGCCAGGUUUCCUUGGGAGAAGCAAAGUCAGCAUGGGCACUCCUUCAUUUAAAUGAAUUUCUUCUCAUGGUGAUACUGCAAGAUAAGGAACAUACCCCUAAACUAAUGGGAUUCUGUGGUGACCUCUAUGUGAUGGAAAGUGUUGAAUAUACCUCUCUUUAUGGAAUAAGCCUUCCGUGGGUCAUUGAACUUUUCAUCCCAUCUGGGUUCAGAAGGAGCAUGGACCAGUUGUUCACACCAUCGUGGCCUAGGAAGGCUAAAAUAGCCAUAGGACUUCUGGAAUUUGUGGAAGAUGUCUUCCAUGGCCCCUAUGGAAACUUUCUCAUGUGUGACACUAGUGCCAAAAACCUAGGAUAUAAUGAGAAAUAUGACUUGAAAAUGGUGGAUAUGAGAAAAAUUGUGCCAGAGACAAACCUUAAAGAAAUUAUUAAGGAUCGUCACUGUGAGAGUGAUCUGGACUGUGUCUAUGGCACAGAUUGCAGAACUAGCUGUGACCAGAACACAAUGAAGUGUACUUCUGAAGUGAUACAGCCAAACUUGGCAAAAGCCUGCCAGCUACUAAAAGACUACCUACUGCGUGGUGCUCCAAGUGAAAUUCGUGAAGAACUAGAAAAGCAGCUUUAUUCUUGUAUUGCUCUCAAAGUCACAGCAAAUCAAAUGGAAAUGGAACAUUCUUUAAUACUAAAUAACCUAAAAACAUUAUUAUGGAAGAAAAUCUCCUACACAAAUGAUUCUUAGCUAAUUCAGAUUGUAGGAAACUUAGAAGUCCUGAACAACUUUUAAGCAUCUGAAACAAUGGUUUCUGACUUAUGAUCCCUCUUCUAGCCUGUGAAGUCAUCAAUGCAUGUGACUGGAAGUAGUGGCUGGAUCAACGUGUCUCAAAAGACUUCAUUCCUGUCCUUCCCGAAGGAAGCUCUAUUACAUUUCACAAGUACAUUCUCUGUGUACUUAAAAUACUGUGAGAAGCCGAUCAUUCCAUAAACAGUGAGUGUUUGGUAGAUUUGUUAGCCAAAAUACCCAUUGCUGGAAACAUUGUUUGCAUCGAAGCUGCUGUUAAGGAAAGUGUAUUCAUAAAUUUAUGUGUUAGCAUGGUAAAGUUUGCACAUAACACAAAUUAAGACUGCAAAACAGAUAAAUUAAAAUUACUCCUUUAUAAAAUGGAUGUUGGGUCAAUAGCAUUGUUUAUUAGCUCCAACCAAACCUCCACUGAUUUCCUUGGACUGAAGAUGUGGCUCAGUGCGAAGUCUGAAGCUCCAUCAGUGCAAAGUAAAAUAACCUGACAUCUUAAGGCCAAACUCAGACAAGAUCCAUACUCUGAAUUUGAGCCAUGGAGAAAGUGAGACCACUAAAAACAAAGCUGAAAAUAUAUAUAUAUAUAUAUGUAUAUAUAUUUAAAAGGCUGAAAUGUAUCAUGGGAAUCUGUUCCAUAAGUUUUUC
Perognathus longimembris pacificus (Pacific pocket mouse) is the source of this 2039-nucleotide messenger RNA. It is a transcript of the gene Dipk1a, whose product is annotated as divergent protein kinase domain 1A. Lineage: Eukaryota; Metazoa; Chordata; Mammalia; Rodentia; Heteromyidae. The record is from RefSeq and is a predicted model, not a curated record. The transcript has 5 exons. The coding region runs from base 54 to 1340 and encodes 428 amino acids.